Messenger RNA from Raphanus sativus (radish), 1647 nucleotides. RefSeq names its product UDP-glycosyltransferase 87A2. The transcript has 2 exons. Bases 93 to 1472 code for a protein of 459 amino acids. Gene Ontology annotation, molecular function: UDP-glycosyltransferase activity. The record is from RefSeq and is a predicted model, not a curated record. Lineage: Eukaryota; Viridiplantae; Streptophyta; Magnoliopsida; Brassicales; Brassicaceae.
CUUCAAAAGUGCUCGUGUCCAAUGACUUAACGUAAGCUCUGGUCUCACACGGUGACAGUGACCAUAAUCUCUCACUUCUCAGUUCUCGCCCUAUGGAUCCGACUGAACCUCAGCUAGUCGAAGGACUGCGACACGUGGUGGCCAUUCCUUGGCCCGGGAGAGGCCACAUCAACCCCAUGACGAACCUCUGCAAACGCCUCCUCCUCCGAGACCCUAACCUCAUCGUCACGUUCGUCAUCACCGAAGAAUGGCUAGGGUUCAUCGGAUCAGACUCGAAACCCGACCGGAUCCAUUACGCUACUCUCCCAAAUCUCAUCCCUUCCGAGCUCGUCCGUGCCAACAACUUCAACGGCUUCGUAGACGCCGUCCACAACAUAUUACAAGAGCCGUUCGAGCGGCUUCUUGACCGCCUCAACUCUCCUCCUCCGACGGUGAUUAUCGCCGACACUUACGUCGUGUGGGCCGUUCGUGUCGGGGAACGGAGGAAUAUUCCGGUGGUUUCUUUCUGGACUAUGUCGGCAACGAUUCUCUCCCUCUUCCUUCACUCGGAUCUUCUCAUAAGUCACGAUCAUGCUCUGUUCGAACCAUCAGAAGCAAAAGAAGAGGAGAUCGUAGAUUACAUACCCGGUUUGUCUCCGACCAAACUCCGAGAUCUCCCGCCAUUAUUCAGCAGUAACAUCCUCCAUGUUUUCAAGAAAAGCAAGUUAUGUUUCGAUGAGCUUCCUAGAGCUAAGUGCCUUCUCUUCACUACAGCCUAUGAGCUCGAGCCUAAAGCCAUUGACGUUUUCACCUCCAUGCUCGAUAUCCCGGUUUACGCUGCCGGUCCUUUGAUACCAUCCCAAGAACUCUCCGUUGAAAAUGAACGUAACAAACCUGAUUACAUCAGGUGGCUUGAUGCACAAGCGAAAAGCUCUGUUCUUUACAUAUCUCAGGGUAGUUUCCUUUCAGUCUCUGAGGCUCAGAUGGAGGAGAUAGUUGGAGGAGUGAGAGAGAGUGGAGUUCCGUUUCUUUGGGUGGCUCGUGAGGGAGAGUCGAAGAUGAAGGAGGCUCUUGAAGGUAGCUUAGGUUUUGUGAUGAGCUGGUGUGAUCAGCUGCGUGUGCUGUGCCAUGCAGCUGUAGGUGGGUUUUGGACUCAUUGCGGGUUUAACUCGACUUUGGAAGGGAUGUAUUCAGGUGUGCCAAUGCUGGCGUAUCCGUUGCAUUGGGAUCAGAUUCUGAAUGGGAAGAUGGUUGUUGAGGAUUGGAGGGUGGGGAUGAAGAUUGAGAGGAGGAAGAAGACAGAGUUAUUGAUAGGAAGGGGAGAGAUCAAGGAAGAAGUGAAGAGGUUAAUGGAUAGAGAGAGUGAAGAAGGGAAGAAGAUGAGAAGAAGGGCUUGUGACCUCAGUGAGAUAUGUCGAGGAGCGGUUGCGGAAAAGGGGUCGUUUGAUGCUAACAUUGACGCUUUCAUAAGGGAUAUUAACAGUACGACUUAAGUCUCAGUGAGUUCUUUGUUGUUUGGUAUUUUUACUUUUCUAUUAGUGGUUAGAGAUCUCUGUGUGUGACUGAAGUUCGGUGUAUGUUCAAGAGUUGAAAUAAUUCAAUGAAAUAGUGAAAUGUGAAAAUACUAUUCGACAUCUUUAUUGAUAACGAAACUUUGUGAUGCCGUGA